This is a messenger RNA of Spirometra erinaceieuropaei, 360 nucleotides long. Lineage: Eukaryota; Metazoa; Platyhelminthes; Cestoda; Diphyllobothriidea; Diphyllobothriidae. The record is from the annotation of a GenBank genome assembly.
AUGACUACUACUAAAGCACCUUUCCUGUUUGACCCCCUGAAGGUUCACACGGCUGUAACCGGCUGGCAGCUCCGGCUAGAGAGUGAGGGCACACUUCUGCUGCCGCAGCCUGCGCCUACAGGGCUGGAUCUGGAGGAUUUGUCGGUUCUCUUCCUCCGCCUGAAUCAACAGUUGCCCGGCGACGUGGGCCGCUUCAGCAUUUUCUUCUUCAACUAUGUAAAAUUGCGGCCCGGUGAGGCCAUCUUCCUUCGAGUCAGCUCCUGCGCUUUACACGGUCUUCUAUCUUCGCUAGAGCUAUCAGCCCACCUCUCUCAGCAGUCCGCAUGUUUGUCUGACUGCAUCCGCUCAGCGAAUGGCUGA